AUGGACCAUAUGGUAAAAGGUCCAGUCUUGGCCAAGGUGAAUACAAACACUUACACGAACCUUCUUCAUUCGAGCUCCCAAACGAGACCAGAGAAUGUAUGUUGGAAAUGCGAGAAAGAAGGAACAUUAUUGAUAUGUAGCAGGAACGCGUUUGGAGCAAAAGUUCACAAGAAAUGCUUGAGUUGUCUGAUUUACGUUGACGAAGACGGGACUGUUAUGUCUGCUGCUAUGAUCGAGUCGCCAUGGAGUACUUUGAAUUUCGGAAGUUGA
Arabis nemorensis is the source of this 270-nucleotide messenger RNA. The record is from the annotation of a GenBank genome assembly. NCBI's taxonomy places the organism in Eukaryota, Viridiplantae, Streptophyta, Magnoliopsida, Brassicales, Brassicaceae.